AUGGAGUGCGCGUGCUUCCCACGCGAGUGCACGUACAGCAACGAGACGAAGGCGUGCUCGAUGCACGCUCCAGGCGAGGAAAGGGCGACGAAAAACCCUUGGGGCGACAAGCUCCCGAUGGCAGGCACGAAGUGUGCGCCUCGCUCCCGAGCAACUUGGCACGGGAAGGCGCCGAGCCAGGACGAGUGCGACCUCCAACAGUGCACCCACGAGGACUACACCCACACCAUCUCUGGGCAGACCAGCCUGUGGGGCACUGUGGGCCUCAAAGGCAAGGGCAUCUACAACUGCCUUACUAUGAGCCAGUCUCCUGCAGGCAUGCUGGCGAUAGCCCCAGCUUUCCCUGACGGCAGGCCCAACACGAUCGCAGAACGCAACAAGAUAUUCGAGGAAGUGAUUGCGCGCGGCGGUCAGGACUCCGAGCCUGUCGCGGUGAUGAACUGGGGCAUAAUCAAUUAUACCGGCUGCGAGGACUGCCACGAGGCGGAGUUCUGCGUGUACGCCGGCAACCCAGGCUGCGGCGGGAUUGGUGCCGCUGACGCGGUGACAUUCGACAACCGUCGCAAUGCAAAAGGGUGUCCAAUCAGACCUGUGUUGACCAUCCCUCUCUCGUACAUUAGGGAUCUCGCCGACUUGCAAGCCAAGGGUGCUAGCCUGGCCAAGGAGAUGCUUCACAUCAUGCUCCAGCAGGGAUUUUCCGAAUAUCGAGGUCGCGGUCACUCAGGCCCAGUGCGACAGUGCAUCCACCUACCCAGCGGCGUGACGGUUCACUGGCUGCACCUCCACUCUUUCUGCGUCGGCCCGUCGUUUGACGGCAUGCCAGGGAACGACUCGCUGUGCUCAGUCAUGGAGAGCGCUGGCGACGCCGACCAGAUAGCAGGCGACUGGUCGACAGCGCCGCUGGUCCACAGAAGAAGCGAUGGACUGUAA
This is a messenger RNA of Prorocentrum cordatum, 930 nucleotides long. The record is from the annotation of a GenBank genome assembly. Lineage: Eukaryota; Dinophyceae; Prorocentrales; Prorocentraceae.